CGUUCCGACGAUCUCGUACUCCCGAUACGUUUAAAUAGAAGAGAAUUUUCGCCAAUCUCCCCUGUCCUCCCAUGGCGGAGCUCAAAGAGCGGCUCCUCCCGCCCAAACCCUCGUUCGCCACCGCCACACCGGCGGCCUCGAAUCCUCAGGAACCCUCCGCCGCCUGCGCCGGGCACCGCCCCCUCUUCCAGGGCAUGGACUUCCUGGGGCUCAAGAAGCGGGGUCAGGGCCGCCGGUCGUGGAUCUGCGUCGACUCCACGACGGGGGGCUCGCAGGUGAUCGAAGUGGACAAGUUCACGAUGAUGCGGCGGUGCGACCUCCCAGCCCGCGACCUCCGCCUCCUGGACCCGCUUUUCGUCUACCCCUCCACCAUCCUUGGCCGGGAGAAGGCCAUCGUCGUCAAUCUCGAGCAGAUCCGCUGCAUCAUCACUGCCGACGAGGUGUUCCUCCUCAACUCCUCCGACGUCUAUGUCUUGCAGUACGUCGCGGAGCUCCAGCGCCGCCUCACCGCCCACUCUGUGGACGCCCUCGCCGGCGGGUCCACUCCGCCGGACUGCCUCCCCUUCGAGUUCCGGGCACUCGAGGUCGCACUCGAGGCCGCCUGCACCUUCCUUGAUGCACUGGUUGCUGAACUAGAAAUUGAAGCAUACCCUGCAUUAGAUGAGCUGACAUCAAAGAUCAGCACACUUAACUUGGAACAUGUGCGCCGAUUGAAAAGCAGGCUCGUUGCAUUGACUAGGAGAGUUCAAAAGGCUCGGGAUGAGAUAGAGCAGUUGAUGGAUGAUGAUGGUGAUAUGGCUGAAAUGUAUCUUACGGAGAAGAAAAGACGAAAGGAAGCAUCAUUCUACAGUGACCAGUCUAUGCAAGGAUUUGGUUGUAUUGGUGCUGGAGUAUCAGUUUCUGCUCCAGUUUCACCUGUUUCUUCACCACCUGAACCUCGCAAGCUUGUUGAGAAGAACUUGAGCCUUGCUAGAAGCAGACAAGAAGAUAGUAUGAAAAGUUCUGACAACACUGAAAACAUAGAGGAGUUGGAGAUGCUGUUGGAAGCUUACUUUGUGGUCAUUGAUAGCACUCUUAACAAACUGACUUCGCUAAAGGAGUACAUUGAUGACACAGAAGAUUUUAUUAACAUUCAACUGACUUUUGCAACUUCUUUCUCCACGGAUCUUGUGGGCAGCAGAAAUUUGUAUAAGUUGGCAUGUCUGGCUUUAAAGGAAAAUUGGGUGAAGUUCACAAAAUUAUAUUAGUCAAUGUUGGCUGAAUAAAAUAGGAUUCAGUGUUGUGCUUCAAUGUGCCAGCGUCUCAGCGGCUUAGAUGAGGUCCCAUGGUCUUGAGAGGCAUUCUGGGUGAGGAGUUUCUUAUUAUAUAAUUCCAUCGCUGGUUCCGACAUGCUUAAUAGGAGGAUUUCAAUACUCUUCCAAAAAAAAAUUAAAAAAAAGUUUUUGCAGUUAUAUAUUCACCAAAUGCAGUUCUUCCUUGUUACCUGGCAUGGCAGGUAGUGCUUAUAUAUGAAUUCUGUAAGCCCUUACUGUUACGGAGCUCUUUCGUGAAGUUGCUUACUUUCUGCAGCAUUUUUGUUUUUUAAGGGGAUUGCUAUGGUUUUUUCUUUAUCAAAAAGUGGUGAUUCAUCGUUGAUUAUUUGAGGAAGAUGAAUGGCUGGCUAAUAUCGUGAAUUUUUGUUUUAAUAUAUCAAAAGUAUUUACUCUAGAGAUUUGUAAAGCAGCCUUUACACACGCAUAAAUAAAGAAAGAUCUUUAUCCCUUCAA
Molecule: messenger RNA, 1766 nt
Organism: Phoenix dactylifera (date palm)
Lineage: Eukaryota; Viridiplantae; Streptophyta; Magnoliopsida; Arecales; Arecaceae
Product: magnesium transporter MRS2-1-like
Biological process (GO): magnesium ion transport; transmembrane transport
Cellular component (GO): membrane
Molecular function (GO): magnesium ion transmembrane transporter activity
Source: RefSeq, a predicted model, not a curated record